AUGGAUACCUCAAUUCAUUUCGCAGAUGCAGAGGUGCAUCCAGUUCGGACGCAGUCCGUGGGUGGAGUGUACCCUAUGCGCUCACGCACGAAGUCGCAUGUGAACAGGACUUCCGUAGAUGCGAAGAUUAGCGAACUGGAAGACGCGGAAGACGAGGAUGCUGGUCUGCGCGAUGAGCGCGAUUUUAAACGCAGCCAGGUAUUCAGUCUCACACAGAUCCUCGUCCUCGCGUACCAAUCUACCGGUGUCAUCUAUGGCGACAUUGGGACAUCCCCCCUCUAUGUUUACUCCUCGACGUUUACAGAGGCUCCUACUCGAAUCAACCUGCUUGGUGCUUUGUCGCUGAUACUAUGGUCUGUCACCUUGAUGGUCACUGUCAAAUACGUCUUGAUUAUUCUGCACGCCGACAACGAUGGAGAGGGUGGUACAUUCAGCACAUACUCUCUCCUCUCAAAAUAUGCGAACAUUGCCAACAGAGAUCCUCGUGAAGCUACCCUGAUACGCAUGCAGCGACACAAUACCAAUGAUCUGGGCCGGUCCACGAGAAAUAUUCGCUCAACGAUCGAAAAGUCCAAGUUCUUUCGCGGCUUGCUGCAGGUCAUUGGCGUACUCGCCGUAUCGAUGGUCAUGGCUGAUGGCGUGCUGACUCCUGCUCAAUCCGUCUUGGGCGCCGUACAAGGUCUCAACGUCGUGAAGCCCGACAUCGAGAAGUCUACUAUUAUCGGUGUUACAUGCGCUAUUCUUGUUCUUUUGUUCGUCGUACAGCCGCUUGGUAUUUCGAAACUAACGUUCGUCUUCUCACCCAUUGUCAUUUUAUGGCUGGCCUUGAACGCUGGAUUCGGUAUAUACAACUUGGCCAAGCACGAUCAUACGAUCUUGAAGGCUUUCAACCCUUUCUAUGCGUUCGACUACCUGAUAAGAAACAAGUAUGAAGGAUGGAGGAGCCUUGGGGGUAUACUCCUCGCCUUCACUGGUGUUGAAGCUCUGUUUGCCGAUAUUGGAGCUUUCAGUCGUCGUGCGGUUCAGAUCAGUUGGCUUGGAUACGCUUAUCCUUGUCUUCUCCUUGCCUACAGCGGUCAGGCUGCGUACAUCAGUGUACACCCAGAGGCCUACUCCAACCCUUUCUAUAACUGUGCUCCGCCGGGAUGGCUCAUUUUCUCGCUCAUCGUAGCUAUCGCGGCUGCCAUUGUCGCGUCACAGGCUAUGAUCACUGCGACAUUCCAGCUCCUUACCCAGAUCAUGAAGCUCUCUUACUUCCCCCAGAUCAAGGUUGUUCACACUUCGACAACCUACCAUGGACAGUUGUACAUUCCAAGCAUCAACUGGCUUCUUAUGAUCGGCACUGUCCUUGUUGCUGCCAUCUACAACAACACAACAUCCUUGGGUAAUGCCUACGGUGUAUGCGUAAUGUUCGUCACGUUCUUCGACACGUGCAUGGUCACGCUUGUUGCAAUCUUGGUGUGGCGCAUCAAACCAUAUUUCGUGCUUCUUCCGUGGCUUACUAUCGCUGCUCUGGACGGCGCAUACCUAUCCUCGGCACUUACCAAAGUACCAGAUGGAGCCUGGUUCACUAUUCUUCUGGCCUGUCUUCUCGGAUCCAUAUUUAUUCUCUGGCGUUUCGGCAAAGAGCAACAGUGGGGUGCGGAAGCUAGCGAUCGCUUCCCAACAACACACUUCGUCAAGACAUUACAAGACGGCCGCCUUGAAUUGACCGAGAUGUUUGGCAGCAAAUCAGUCGGAACCAUGGAGGGUUUCGGAAUCUUCUUCGACAAAGCUGGCGAAACGACCCCUAUUGUCUUUAGUCAGUUCAUUCGAAAGCUGGUGACGAUCCCCGAAGUUAUCGUUUUCUUUCAUCUUCGGCCGCUAGAGGUACCUUUCGUUGCCCCGGAUAAUCGGUACAGCGUAUCACGACUAGCAAUUCCCAACUGCUACCGCCUAGUAGUACGCCAUGGGUAUAUGGACGAAGUCAUCACACCAGAUUUGGCCUCCCUCAUCUAUGAGAAGGUUCGCAACCACAUCGUCGCACGAGCUCUUGAACGCGAAGGUGAGAUACCUACGAAGGCUACAGGCGUUCAGACUGAAAAGAACGGUACCGUUGAGACUGUUGCUGGAAGCGGCAUAUCCACUCCAACACGCAGCUCAACGACUUCUGCGCGCUUAGAAGCCCUCGAACGCGCAUACAACCACGAGGUAUUGUACAUCAUCGGCAAAGAAACGAUGAAGAUCAAGGUUGGCACAAACAUCAUCAGACGGUUCUUCCUAAAUGCUUUCUUGUUCAUUCGGGAGAACUCGAGGGCGAAGAUUGCUAGUUUGAGUGUUCCGAUGGACAAGGUUAUUGAGGUUGGUUUUGUUAAGGAUGUCUGA
This is a messenger RNA of Alternaria postmessia, 2364 nucleotides long. RefSeq lists its product as uncharacterized. Gene Ontology annotation, molecular function: potassium ion transmembrane transporter activity. The record is from RefSeq and is a predicted model, not a curated record. Gene Ontology annotation, biological process: potassium ion transmembrane transport. NCBI's taxonomy places the organism in Eukaryota, Fungi, Ascomycota, Dothideomycetes, Pleosporales, Pleosporaceae. The coding region runs from base 1 to 2364 and encodes 787 amino acids. The transcript has 5 exons. Gene Ontology annotation, cellular component: membrane.